CCAGACCCACUGUGCCCAGCAUCCAGCAGGCGGGUGCGAACACUCCGGGUGAAGGAAGGGAGGAUGCUGUUGGUGCACCUUCCUAAGCAGAAACGAGGAGGCGGCGGCGGCGGCGGCUCGUUGCUCACGAUAUGUGUAACACACCGAGUUACUGUGACCUAGGAAAGGCUGCCAAGGAUGUGUUCAACAAGGGAUAUGGGUUUGGCAUGGUCAAAAUAGAUCUGAGAACCAAGUCUUGUAGUGGAGUGAUGGAAUUUUCUACUUCGGGUCAUGCUUACACUGAUACAGGAAAAGCAUCAGGCAACCUAGAAACCAAAUACAAGGUCUGUAAUUACGGACUUACCUUCACUCAAAAAUGGAACACAGACAAUACUCUUGGAACAGAAAUCUCUUUGGAGAACAAGUUGGCUGAAGGGUUGAAACUGACUCUUGAUACCAUAUUUGUACCGAACACAGGAAAGAAGAGUGGGAAAUUAAAGGCUUCCUAUAAACGGGAUUGUGUCAGUUUUGGCAGUAAUGUUGAUAUAGAUUUUUCUGGGCCAACCAUCUAUGGUUGGGCUGUGUUGGCUCUUGAAGGUUGGCUUGCUGGCUAUCAGAUGAGUUUUGACACAGCCAAAUCUAAAUUGUCUCAGAAUAAUUUUGCCCUGGGUUAUAAGGCUGCAGACUUCCAACUGCAUACUCAUGUGAAUGAUGGUACUGAAUUUGGAGGCUCUAUCUACCAAAAAGUUAAUGAGAAGAUUGAAACCUCAAUAAACCUUGCAUGGACGGCUGGCAGCAACAAUACUCGUUUUGGCAUCGCUGCUAAAUAUAAGCUGGAUUGCAAAACUUCUCUGUCUGCCAAAGUAAAUAAUGCCAGCCUAAUUGGACUGGGCUAUACUCAGACCCUUCGACAAGGAGUCAAAUUAACCCUGUCAGCUUUAAUUGAUGGAAAGAACUUCAGCGCAGGAGGUCACAAGGUUGGGUUGGGAUUUGAACUGGAAGCUUAGUGUGGUUUUGAGUAGCAUCAAAUCUGUCCCUGGAAGUGAGGAGAAAUGAAUCCACUAUGUUUUAGCCUUAAAAAUCUGUGAAAUUUCAGAAGUGUGAACUUUUUAUUCUUCCAAAGAAUUGUAAUCCUCCCUACACUGAAGCCUAGUGAUUACAAGUCCAUCCUAAGGGACGUCCUUGAAGGCAUGCCUGGAAGUUGUCACAUUUGUGCCACAUUUCAUUUGAGUUCUGCAGUGUUAAUUUAAAUGUGUUCCUCAGCCACAGCAACAGUAACGGUGUAGUGUCAACUUGAAGAAAAAGACCCAACCCUCCAGUUUGUACAUCAGGUCCUGCAUGUCCCACCCCCACUUUUUCCAUGACCUUUUAUUAUAUUGGUCUGUGUGCUGUAGUGGAAAUUUUGGUUUCGCAUCAGAGUAAAAUAAAAUAAACCCAUCACAUUUGGAACAUAA
Molecule: messenger RNA, 1433 nt
Organism: Jaculus jaculus (lesser Egyptian jerboa)
Lineage: Eukaryota; Metazoa; Chordata; Mammalia; Rodentia; Dipodidae
Gene: Vdac3
Product: voltage dependent anion channel 3
Exons: 10
Coding region: 132-986 (284 amino acids)
Biological process (GO): monoatomic anion transmembrane transport
Cellular component (GO): mitochondrial outer membrane
Molecular function (GO): voltage-gated monoatomic anion channel activity
Source: RefSeq, a predicted model, not a curated record